GCUAAUUAGAAACUAUGCAUUCAGGUGCAGCAGCACUCGCCAUGUCUCUGUUCCUCUCCCAAAUGCUACUACUGCUGCUGCUACUUGCAGUUGCAUCUGCUGUGCCUGAUGACAGAUGCCAAAGAAAAUGCGGCGACGUGGAGAUCCCUUUCCCCUUCGGCAUCGGCGCCAUCAUCGCUAAUUGUUCCGGGGAAGAUUGUUUCUUAAACAGUACCGAAACUGCCAUCGGCGCUAACUGUUCCUUGGGAGGAGAUUUCAAUCUAACCUGCAACACCAUGAAAAGCGGCCUCAAGAAGCCAUUCUAUUACGAUAUUGAGUUCCUCAAUAUUUCGUUGGUGAUGGGCCAAGUGCGCAUGCUAAACCCCAUAUCCUCGGCGUGCUACAAUUCAACUUCCACAGACUGGUCGUUGGAUAUGAGAGACACACCAUAUAGGUUCUCUAAUCUUCACAACAAGUUCACUGUCAUCGGCUGCGAUACCCUUGCCAACUUACUCGACUACCAGGGAUACGCCAGUGUCUGCGUGUCCAGGUGCUUGGAUGAACAGAGCAUCACCAAUGGCUCUUGUACCGGCACGGGCUGCUGCCAGACUUCCAUACCCGAGAAUCUAAAAUACUAUGAAGUCAGCUUUGAUGGCGCUUUUAACAACUCGGCUAGGAACUUUAGCAGAUGCAGCUACGCCGCCUUGUUGGAGGCCGAUUGGUUCCAGUUUCAGACAUCUUAUAUCACCACGAACCAAUUGAUGCAAAUUAACGGUGAUGGCAGGGUGCCGGUAGUGAUGGACUGGGCCAUUGGAAAUGAGACGUGUGAGGUAGCUAAACGCAACCUAACCUCUUAUGCCUGCAUCAGCAAUAACAGCGUGUGCGUCAACUCCACCAAUGCCCCUGGCUAUCUUUGCAACUGUUCGACCGGAUACCAAGGCAAUCCUUACCUCUCCAACGGAUGCGAAGACAUCGAUGAGUGCAUGCAAUCAGAUAAAUGCUCAGAUGGCAUCUGCCAGAACCUUCCAGGUGGCUUUAGAUGUGACUGCCGCGAAGGCACGCACGGAAACGCUUACAAUGGAACAUGCAUCCCAGAACAGUCUCAGAAACUUAUUGGUGGCAAUAAUAAACUUCCCUUAACAGUGAAGGUGUCUAUAGGUGGUUGCAGUGUUGUAAUUAUUUUAUUACUAUGCAUUAUGUGUCUCUAUAUAGUCUAUCAAAGAAGAAAAUUAGAAGAUAUGAAGAGAAAAUAUUUCAAACAACACGGAGGCUACGAAUUGGAAGAAAAGAUGAAGUUAGAAAAAGGCCUCAACAAAUUUAAAAUAUUUGGAAGCAAAGAAUUAGAGAAGGCAACAAAUCAUUUUGAUGACAAAAAUAUUAUUGGGAGAGGAGGAAACGGAGUUGUGUAUAAAGGAAUUUUGGAAAAUCAAGAUGUUGCAAUAAAGAAACCUAAGAUUAUCAACGAGGACUUGAAAAAGCAAUUUGGAACCGAGACACUUAUUUUAUCAAAUGUUAACCAUAUCAAUGUAGUCAAGCUCUUGGGUUGUUGUUUGGAGACAGAGAUGCCAUUAUUGAUCUAUGAGUUUGUCCCGAAUGGAACCUUGUUUCAUUUAAUUCAUGAAAAUGAGAAUCGAGCUCUAGCUUCCUUGGAUACUCGACUACGGAUUGCUUAUGAGUCAGCUGAUGCUUUAGACUAUUUGCACUCAAAAACUUCUCCUCAAAUCAUUCAUGGAGAUGUGAAGUCAUCUAAUAUACUUUUAGACAUGGAUAACACAGCAAAAAUUUCAGACUUUGGAGCUUCAAAGCUUAUUCCCAAGGGAGAGAAACAAUUUGCUACGUUGUUGCAAUUCACUCAUGGUUAUGUUGAUCCAGAGUGCCUGAUGACAUAUGUGUUGACCUAUAAAAGUGAUGUUUAUAGUUUUGGUGUUGUUCUCUUGGAGUUAUUUACUGGCAAGAAGGUCAUCAAUUUCGAUGAAUCUGAAGAACAAAUGAGUUUGGUGUCAACUUUUAUUAUGUUGGAGAAUGAGAAUAGGGUUUCAGAGAUCCUAGACAAUCAAGUGAAAUUGGAAGCUAAUAUAGAAUUUAUUCAAGAGCUUACGGUUCUUAUUAAAGAAUGUUUAAAAUUGAAAGGGGAUGAGAGACCAACUAUGAAGCAAGUGGCUGAGGAGCUAAAUAGAUUGAGAACUUUUAAUCACCCAUUCGUAGUACAAUGCAAUGUUGAAGAAAUGGCGAACUUGCUUACGGGGUUGCCAAAUGGUAAUCAUGCUUAUUCUAGUACUACUUUCAAUAUAGAGAACAAAUUCAUAGGAUGGAAUAAUAUGCAAGAUUGAUUGUAACAUUGGGUAAGAGACAAGUUCAAGUUAUGUUGCUAUUUUGAUUGUGUGUGUUUGGCCUAGUUAUGUAAUCCUCAUAUUUGUGUGUUUUCUAGUUUCUAAUCUUUUUGUAUUUAUGUGUUUAUUGUCUAGUUUUCUAAAUAAUUUGGU
Zingiber officinale is the source of this 2462-nucleotide messenger RNA. RefSeq names its product wall-associated receptor kinase 5-like. Gene Ontology annotation, biological process: protein phosphorylation; cell surface receptor signaling pathway. The record is from RefSeq and is a predicted model, not a curated record. Lineage: Eukaryota; Viridiplantae; Streptophyta; Magnoliopsida; Zingiberales; Zingiberaceae. The coding region runs from base 15 to 2309 and encodes 764 amino acids. Gene Ontology annotation, cellular component: plasma membrane. The transcript has 3 exons. Gene Ontology annotation, molecular function: protein serine/threonine kinase activity; calcium ion binding; ATP binding.